Molecule: messenger RNA, 4434 nt
Organism: Morone saxatilis (striped sea-bass)
Lineage: Eukaryota; Metazoa; Chordata; Actinopteri; Moronidae
Product: ankyrin repeat and SAM domain-containing protein 1A-like
Cellular component (GO): cytosol
Molecular function (GO): protein binding
Source: RefSeq, a predicted model, not a curated record
GUGUGUGCGUGUGUCUGAAGGGUUUCGGAUUGGAGAUGCAGAAAGAAAGGGCAGUUUCGAGGAAGUGACGGACGAGGCUCGGGGGACUGGUCAGAGGAAGUUUGCUCGAUGGUGGUACCGUGCCGCUGAACCAAACUUUUCCCCCCCCAUUGAGCGCCAGCGGCACCGUGGAUCGGGACGGACGGAUCCAGCGGUGGAGCAGGGAGCUUUUUGUUUCCUCGCCACAGCUGCUGUACUGAGGAAUAACUUGAGGCUGGGAGGGAAAAAACAAAAAAACAAACCAAAAAAAAAAAAGGGGGGGAUCGCAGAGGAAUUUCACUCCCGCAACCAAGCCCCCCUUUUUUCUUCUCUUCCCCCGCGUCUCCUCUGGUUUUUUUUCCCUGGGAUCCGCGAUGGGGAAGGAGCAGGAACUUCUUGAGGCGGCGCGGACGGGAAACCUGGCCGCUGUGGAGAAGCUUUUAUCCGGGAAGCGACAGUCCGCCGGCACCGGCAGCGGGUCGUCAGGGACCGGUGGAAGUGGCAACAGCGGCGGGCACGGCGCCUCCUCUCAUCCGCUCUCCAGUCUGCUCAGCAUCUGGAGAGGCCCCAAUGUGAAUUGUGUGGACAGCACUGGAUACUCCCCUCUCCACCACGCCGCCCUUAAUGGACACAGCGAGGUAGUGGAGGCGCUGCUACGAAACGAGGCCUUGACCAACAUUGCUGACAACAAGGGCUGCUACCCUCUCCACCUGGCUGCGUGGAAGGGAGAUGAACAUAUCGUCAAACUGCUCAUACACCAAGGACCUUCACACCCCAGACUCAACGAGCAGAGCUCUGUAGACCAUAAAGAGUUCAAACGCUGUGGGCCCUUUGACCCCUAUAUUAAUGCCAAGAACAAUGACAACGAGACACCGCUGCACUGUGCUGCCCAGUAUGGCCACUCCGGGGUGGUGCGGCUGCUGCUGGAGGAGCUGACAGACCCCACCAUGAGGAACAACAAGUUCGAGACUCCGCUGGACCUGGCUGCACUAUACGGGCGUCUGGAGGUAGUCAAGCUACUGCUCAGUGCCCACCCCAACCUGCUCAGCUGUAAUACCAAGAAACACACACCGCUGCAUCUGGCCUCUCGGAACGGACACCUGUCUGUGGUGGAGGUGCUGCUGGACGCUGGCAUGGACAUCAACUAUGAGACGGAGAAAGGCAGUGCCCUUCACGAAGCAGCUUUGUUUGGGAAGGCAGAUGUGGUGCAGAAACUUCUCAGUGCAGGUAUCGAUGUGAACAUUUCGGACCAGAAGGGCCUGACGGCGCUGGACACUGUCAAGGACAUGCCCUCGCAGAAGAGCAGAGAGAUAGUUGCUCUCAUCCUAGGUCACAUGACUGGAAAACCCCCUGACAUUGACCUUCCCCCACCACCAAUCCCUCCGCCUCAGGAGAGUCCCAGCCCACGGAAAAAGGGUGACCUGGAGAAGGUGAGCGAGUUGAUCUCGGGGCUGGCCCCGAGGCCUGAGGAGGAGAGCCCGUAUGAGGCUCUGUUUGAAGCCACCUCUUGCCACUCUCUGGACAGCCUCACCAGCGGCAAAUCCUCUGACAGGGACUCUGGACGGCCGGAUAGUGAAGCUGGCAAGAAAGAUCGCCUGCUCCACUCAUCACAUCCUGGCCAUGAAGAAGAGGUGAGCUCAAAGGCCCUGUAUACUAAUAGCAGCAUUGAUGAGAGAGGUGAGCCGGUGGAGGAGGAGGAUCACACGUAUGAGUUGUUGCUGACUGCACAGACCAAAGUCCCACCGCCCGGCCAGGAGUCCCAGUCCAAUAAAGAUGAGAACACCACUACACAGUCUUCCAACAGUGUCCUACCUCAGCGUAAACCCACUGCCCCAAACGACCUCAGAGCCCCAAGCAAGACGAAAGACACCCUGCACCCUCCAGGACGGGUGGGCACGCAGGCACCAGGAGAUAACUCUCAGCUCAGCCAGGACCAGGGAGCAGGUGUCCCAGAGCAGUUCACUGGCCUCCUGCACGGAUCCUCCCCCGUCUUCGACUGCCGCGAGGAGCCCUUUAGGCUUCCAGGUGUUCAGCCAUCCACCCAGGUCCCGCCAGAAUCAAGAAAAUCUACCAAAGUAAAGGAGGAAAAAGCAACAGCUGCACCGCCACCUAGCCGUCCCAGCAUGGCCGCCAUCCUGACAGACUGUGACCCAAAAGCUAUUUACGCAACUGUGAACAAGGAGCCCAGGGACUUAGGAGCUGGGGCAGGGUCUUCCGUUAGGAUGCGCCCUCCCGGGGACCUGAAGCUGGCACGUAGUCUCUCCAAGUCUGACUCCGACUUGCUCGUGUCACCUCCUAGUGAGGAGGAAGGAGGAUUGGGAAACCGUAGCGAGUCUGUUUCGAACUGUAGCACUGGCAAGAAGAGGCUGGAGAAAUCUCCCUCUUUCACCUCAGAAUGGGACGAGAUCGAGAAGAUCAUGACACUGAUUGGCGCUGGCAUCGAUUUCUCCAGAGAUCAGCAAUAUGCUACACCAGCAGGUGCUGCUGGCCGGCUGUUGGACCAGCCUGUGGGAGACUGGCUGGAGCACGUGGGGCUGCCGCAGUACGAGAGCAAACUACUCCUGAAUGGUUUCGACGACCUGCACUACAUGGUGAAAGCGCUAGGCUGUGACGGCAGCAGUUCCCUGUCCUCUUGGCUGGAGAAUCUGGGCCUGCACGAGUACUUGCAUAACUUCCUGGCCAGCGGGUACCGCUCGCUAGACUGUGUCAAAAACCUGUGGGAACUGGAGAUUGUCAAUGUGCUAAAGAUCUCCCUACUUGGUCACAGGAAACGCAUCAUUGCUUCCUUAGCAGAGAGGCCCUAUGAGGAGCCUCCAGUAAAGCCUCCUCGUUUGUCUCAGAUCAGGUGCCAAGACCUGCCUGGAUCCCAGACCUCGUCUCCCCUCAGUCAGAUGGAAUCCUACACGGGACGCUCAAUGGACCCUCUGCUGCCAGUAGGAGAGCCAGGGAGGAAAAAAGCUCCAGAUACUGACUAUGACGUUACCCAAAGAUAUCGCAGUGAACGACACAGAUCACACGAACGGUACGAAGAACGGCCUAGAGAGCCUCGUCUGACCCUGCGGCCGCCCAGUUUGGCAGCACCGUACGCCCCGGUCCAGAACUGGCAUCAUCAACCUGAGAAGCUCAUCUUUGAAUCCUGCGCCUACGAAGCCAAUUACCUCGGUUCCAUGCUUAUUAAGGAUCUACGGGGUACAGAGUCCACGCAGGAUGCCUGUGCCAAAAUGCGGAGGUCGACAGAACAAAUGAGAAAAGUCCCUACCAUCGCCCUCUCCAUCACCUACAAGGGUGUAAAGUUCAUUGAUGCAGCCAAUAAGAACAUCAUUGCAGAGCAUGAGAUCCGUAAUAUUUCAUGCGCGGCCCAGGACCCAGAGGACUUGUGCACAUUUGCCUACAUCACCAAGGACUUGCAGACCAGCCACCAUUACUGCCAUGUGUUCAGCACAGUAGAUGUGAACCUGACAUAUGAGAUUAUACUAACACUCGGCCAGGCAUUUGAGGUAGCCUACCAGCUGGCUCUGCAGGCCCAGAGGACCAAACACCAGAACAUCCCAGUGGGCCCCGGUUCAGAGGUCAUUGAGACCAAGUCCAGCCGACCUGUACCCAAACCACGAGGCAGUGUACGGAAGUCAGCGGACUCUCCUCCUCUCGACAGUCGUUGCUGUUACUGUUACACCUGCACCACCCACCGCCCCUCCUUCCUACCGCUGCACUCUGCCAGCCCUGCUGCCCAGGGGGACAUUGUGGAACAGGAGGGGGAUUCCCAGUCCCAGAGCAGCGCCACGUGGCUCGUGGACCCCAAGGAAUCCAAGCGCACUAUCAGCACUAACUGAACACUGUGGCCACUCCCAGCCAGUAAGAAAGGACAGGAAUGAGCCCUGUUGCAUGGUGGGUAGGAUGUUUUGUUGGAAAAGUGACCCACUUCGCAUGCAGAAAGAUCUCACCACCAGUUGGAUCGGGCUCACCACAGUAACACUCGAGGGGGGGGGGCCUGGAGACGUUAACAGACGUAAAGCUUUCAACACUGCACGACCCAUCACUUCACCCGACCUCACCGACUUCAUCACUGCACAUUCACACAUGCCUCCGUUUAGCCUCUUGUCCGUCAGAAAGUGAUGGUUUUCCCAGUCAGAUGUGCUUGUCAUGCUUUUUGCAUUUUCCUGAGAAAUGAAACACCGAUCAGGCUUCCCUCAGUCACUGUUUACCUUUUUCAGGAAAUGUACCUGCGAUGUUUCAAUGCAGAACUUGUUGUUAAAGAGGAAGUGGCUGAGAUGAGGAACAUAUUUUUAUUUUUUUUUUUGUUAUGCUACAAAGGUACAUCAGACAGAGACCUCACACUGUAGGUACACAGUCCUUCCUGGAUCAUUCGUCCUGUAUCCACACAUUGUAGCGUCUCUUUAUGACCAUGAGCUUCUCAUC